Conger conger (European conger) is the source of this 1667-nucleotide messenger RNA. RefSeq names its product ISL LIM homeobox 2a (gene isl2a). Gene Ontology annotation, biological process: axonogenesis; neuron fate specification; positive regulation of transcription by RNA polymerase II. Bases 59 to 1153 code for a protein of 364 amino acids. The record is from RefSeq and is a predicted model, not a curated record. NCBI's taxonomy places the organism in Eukaryota, Metazoa, Chordata, Actinopteri, Anguilliformes, Congridae. Gene Ontology annotation, cellular component: nucleus. The transcript has 6 exons. Gene Ontology annotation, molecular function: DNA-binding transcription factor activity, RNA polymerase II-specific; cis-regulatory region sequence-specific DNA binding.
GACGGGCAGCUCUUCACUACAUUUCUGCAUCUAUCGCACUCUCCGUCAUCCGUCCUGUAUGGUGGAUAUUAUUUUCAAUUCUUCUUUCUUGGGUGAUAUGGGGGAUCAUUCCAAAAAGAAGUCUGGAAUCGCCAUGUGUGUAGGCUGUGGAAGUCAGAUUCAUGACCAGUACAUACUAAGAGUUUCCCCGGAUUUGGAGUGGCACGCAGCCUGCUUAAAGUGUGCCGAAUGCAAUCAGUACCUGGAUGAAACGUGCACUUGCUUCGUCCGGGAAGGCAAGACAUAUUGCAAAAGAGAUUAUGUAAGGCUGUUUGGGAUAAAAUGUGCAAAAUGUAACCUCGGCUUCAGCAGCAGCGACCUUGUGAUGAGAGCUCGGGACAAUGUGUACCACAUUGAGUGCUUCAGGUGCUCGGUGUGCAGCAGGCAGCUGCUGCCCGGCGAUGAGUUCUCGCUGCGGGAGGAGGAGCUGCUCUGUCGGGCUGACCACAGCUUACUAAUGGAGCGCGGUGCCGCGGGUAGUCCGAUAAGCCCCGGACAUAAUCACUCUAGCAGGCCCCUUCACCUGGCAGCAGAUCCAGUAUCAGUCAGACAGCCACCGCAUCGAAACCACGUCCACAAGCAAUCUGAGAAGACUACUCGAGUGAGGACGGUGCUAAAUGAGAAACAACUCCACACCCUACGGACCUGCUACAACGCCAACCCACGGCCGGAUGCUCUAAUGAAGGAACAACUAGUUGAAAUGACCGGUCUGAGUCCGAGGGUCAUACGAGUUUGGUUCCAAAACAAACGAUGUAAAGACAAGAAGAGAUCUAUCCUCAUGAAACAACUUCAGCAACAGCAGCACAGUGAUAAAACUGUAAGCAUCUUUAAUCUACAAGGACUCACAGGCACACCUCUUGUAGCAGGCAGCCCUAUUAGACACGACAGUGCAGUCCAGGGUAACCCAGUGGAGGUGCAAACCUAUCAGCCACCUUGGAAAGCCUUGAGCGAGUUUGCCUUGCAGAGUGAUCUGGAACAACCAGCCUUUCAGCAGUUGGUAUCUUUUUCGGAAUCUGGCUCCUUGGGAAAUUCUUCUGGCAGCGACGUGACUUCUCUAUCCUCGCAGCUCCCUGACACUCCUAACAGCAUGGUACCGAGCCCUGUCGAGACGUGAGACAGGCCAAUUACCGACGGUCCCUGGACGAGCAUGCUCCCACACCCUGCAUGAGAACAGACCAGACAAGCGUAUCACAGCGUCCGAUGAAGACUUUUUUUCAAAGAGAAUUGGAGAAGCUGCAGAGUGUGUGAACAACGCCCCCGUAAAACGCACACAAAGAUGCUGUCUAAAUUAUUUUCCAAGCGUCUCAGCUUUCGACAGUACCCUGCCUGACCAGCAAGUGCCACUACAGUGACGUCACUACAUUAACCCAACAAGAGCGAAGACCUUAUAAUGGAUAUACAAACAAUCCUCUCUGAAAUUGAUUAGGAGCAACUGACUCUUCUGUGUUGAGCGUUUUUCAUUAACGGUGAUCAUUGUGUCUUUCUUCAACGUGAUUUUUUCAUAUUUCGUUAUCGAGUCCAGAGACCCAUGUGUUUGUCUUAAUGAGCAUGAUUUCAGAAGAUUAUAGAAAACAGACUCUUGUUGUAAAAUAUUUUAUCUUAAUGGACGGAGGACAAAUUGUUUGAGC